AUGUCCGAUGAUGAGCUUCAAGAGGAAGCCGCAAGCAUCCUCCAACGUGCCGAGGCUUGCUCGCCCAAGCCCUCGAAAAAUUGCGCUGAAUUCCUGGUUCGAGUGGUGCAAGAGUCGAAGCUGUGGAUUGAGCCUUUCCGCGAACGGACCAGACAGCUGUUCAGCAUCGGUGUUGAGAACGAUGCUAGUAAUAUACCCGUCAAUGCAACUGUGAAUGAUACACCGUUUACGGAGCAACAAAUCGCCACCAAUAUUCACCAUGGAAACUCCGUGGUGGCGGCAAGAGCAGCAAGUUUGUUGCUCACGAAGCAGUAUACAUCGCCAGAAACAGGUGGAACUUCAACAUCCACAUCGACCAGCAUCCCCUCUUCUGAUGUUGAGAAAAGAAACACAAGUCUCGACCGAAUACCGGCCUUCACGAUUGUGAACACAAACGGAAAUACCGAGAUACGUCAAGAUAUUCACGUACCAUUCCUGCUCAACGACCACAACAUCUAUGCACGUCUCGCCGCCGGGCUCUCACGGUUUGUUGGAGCAACCAUGUCACCCAACAACCCGAAUAGACAUACUCCUACUGACGAUGAGCUUCGGUAUCAGGCAAGAUGGAUGUGGUUUAAUGAGGACGACCCCUGGAACCAAACGCCUGCAGAUAAUGAUGAGUGGUUGCUUAGGUUCAAGCAAAGCGUUGGUAUCAUUUUGGUCAACCCAGAAGAAAUGCUCUCAUGA
Colletotrichum aenigma is the source of this 726-nucleotide messenger RNA. RefSeq lists its product as uncharacterized. The transcript is spliced from 2 exons. The record is from RefSeq and is a predicted model, not a curated record. NCBI's taxonomy places the organism in Eukaryota, Fungi, Ascomycota, Sordariomycetes, Glomerellales, Glomerellaceae. Bases 1 to 726 code for a protein of 241 amino acids.